Protopterus annectens (West African lungfish) is the source of this 4897-nucleotide messenger RNA. Its product is annotated as free fatty acid receptor 2-like. Gene Ontology annotation, biological process: cellular response to fatty acid; G protein-coupled receptor signaling pathway. Gene Ontology annotation, cellular component: plasma membrane. Bases 101 to 1075 code for a protein of 324 amino acids. The record is from RefSeq and is a predicted model, not a curated record. Gene Ontology annotation, molecular function: G protein-coupled receptor activity. The transcript has 2 exons. Lineage: Eukaryota; Metazoa; Chordata; Ceratodontiformes; Protopteridae.
GGACAAUGAGUUGAUAACAGCAAGACUUGGGUGCAGUCAGUGGAACUGAGAAUUUCGUUUAAAGUUUCCUCUCACAGAAAAAAAAAGGUUUUCGACAAAAAUGGCGAACUUCAGGGCGGAUGAUAACAAAGAUGUCACACUAGUCCUAACAGUAUAUAUCAUAGCCUUUAUAACAGGAUUCCCAACCAACAUUUUAGCUCUUUACACAUUCAUAAAUAAAGUUUGGAAAAAGCCUUCACCGAUUGAUAUUCUCCUUAUGAACCUUACUCUCUCUGAUUUGCUGUUGCUGAUAUUUUUGCCAUUCAAAAUGAAAGAGGCUGCGUCCAAUUUCAAAUGGUUCCUUCCAUACGCCCUGUGCCCACUCACUGGGUUUAUCUUUUACAGUAGCAUCUACAUAAGCAUCCUUUUCCUGACGGCUGUUAGUGUAGAGAGAUACAUAGGAGUGGCCUUUCCCAUUAAAUACAAGGUAAAGAAGAAGCCAUUAUAUGCCAUAAUGGCGAGUGCCUUCAUCUGGGUUUUUGCAUCAGCACACUGUAGUAUAGUUUAUAUAAUACAGUAUAAGAAAACACAGAAUGCAAGCAAUGACACAUGCUUUGAAACUUUUACUCCUGACCAACUGAAAGUUCUUCUGCCGGUAAGAUUGGAGCUUUUUGUGGUUUUGUUUUUGAUCCCAUUGUUAAUCACAACCUAUGCAUAUAUCAAUUUUGUUAGAAUUCUGAUGUCACUGCCUCAUAAAGAUAAAGAGAGAAAGAUACGGGCUGUAUCACUUGUUAUAGUCACACUCAUCAUUUAUAUUGCCUGCUUUGGACCAUACAACAUCUCCCAUGUGAUUGGAUAUCAAAUCAAUGACAGUCCAACCUGGAGGAAAUAUGCCUUAUUAAUGAGUACAAUCAAUACCACUUUGGAUCCUAUCAUAUUUUAUUUUUCAUCUACUGCCGUCAAGAAAUCAUUUGGGCAUAUCUUUGGUGGAAUAAUAAAAAAGAUUUCUUCCAUAUGUAAAUGUAAACUUACUUGUUGUAACACUGUGGAAAAAGAAGAAACUUCAACAGUAGAUAAAUCACUUACUUUUGCUUGAAGUAAAGGGAUUUUUUUCACUGACUCUUAAAGGCAAGUUUUAUUUUUAUAGCACUUUUUCCUUUCUGCAUGCAAAAGAAAUUGCAGCAACUACAUCAAUAGCAUCUCUCAAAUAUGAUGGAAGACAAUGGCAUGAUUAGACUUAACCUUAAGACAAUGGAAUGAUUAGACUUAACCUUAGCCACAAUGCCAAAUGCUACUGACUACCCACUGAAAUCUUAACUGGGCUUAAUACUGCUUCCAAAAUCAACAUAAGUGGUUAGUCCUAAUAUUAGUAUAUUUGAUUUAAAAAAAAAACUAACAAACUACACUUUUUAUUCCUGUUAACUAUUCAUUCUUUGUGUAAUUAAAGACUCAAAUUAUUCUGAAUACUCUUCUUUGGAAUGCAGAACAACCUCAUAUGCAGAAUGAAUUUGAAACUGUGGAAAUUAUAAAUAAAUGACUAAUGGCCUGUGGUUUACCAAAAGAACUUAAUUACAUUUUAUGAAAGAAGCUGUGGGUCAUUGUCAAAUCACGUAUCAGAUUCUGUGAUUAACAACACAGUUGCCACAUCAACAAAUUUAUUUUAAGUUAAACAAAUUGUGAAUGGAAGUAUGUUUCAAAUAGCAGAGUAGUAUCUGAAUACCCAAAUAAUACAGUAACUAAACAGAUUAAAUUGUAUAUCUUACUGUUCUCUUAGAUAAUAUCAUUUAGUUUUUAAAGAUGGGCAUGAAUAAAAAAGCAGGAGUGAGUUGCCCUAAUCAAGGAUGGAAUGUAGCACUAAUAGUUUAUGUAUGAAAAUGUGUGUUGGAAAAAUACUCCAGUAUGUAAUAAACAGAAUGGUAAGUUUAUAAGAGGACACAGAUAAUAGCCACAGAGUGGUUGCAUAUGACAAAAUCAGAUUUAGAACUCAGAUGAUUGACAUCACGAGUAUAAAAAUUAGAAGACUGUGCCCCCCCCUUUUUUUUCACACAGGCAGUACAUUCAUUUUUUCAUGUAAGAGUUUAUACCUACCAGCAUUUAUAAGCAUCCUAGUUGCAGAUAACUAAAUACGUACAUAUAUAGUUAUAUGAUUCAGAAAACCAUGUCUAUGUACCACAGUUUUUCAUAUAAAUGGGGUAUGAAUCAGAAAAGAAUAUCAUCUAUUGCUGUUGUGUUUAAUGUUCUUCUCUAAUGCUCUCAUCAGGACCCCAGAACAUUGAAACAUCAAGAAUUACAGUUGCCUAUAGCAGGUAUAGCAAUUAGUCCUUUCCUCGGAUUUUCGGUAACAACUCUGACCAUAUGAGGGCAUACAUGGUAACAAUCAGAGCAGUUUCACAGAUAUGACAGAAUGCACCUUAUACAUAUUAUAAUAACAUCUAAUAUGUGGAUAUGGGUGGGGCAGUUCUUAUCUAGGUAUUCUGUUCUUAAUAGGGUGCUUUGCAGUAGCCUCUGCUACCACAUACUAUUCGAAAAUGAAGGGCAUUUUACGUCUCAUUCAAUAAUAUAGCAUCCAUUUUUUAUAUUAAUAUGGCUUAUGAAAGUUUUAGAAAGAUAUAAGUACCAAAAUUAUAAACAAAAAAGUCAACAAUGAAAUGUCAUGUACAGGUAAAAUUUCACUAGAACACAACAGAGAUACUAAAGGAAAAUAUAUCACUUAAUUGGUUUAUAAGUGCUUGCUGGCACUAUGUAAAGAAAGAUAUUUUCCAUCAGAUAUGCAACAUUAACAGUUGAAAAAAAUGGUCCAGGACUCACUGGAUCAAAUGAAACAAAAGAAGGCUCAUCAAAAGAAAUAAUGAUUCAAAUCAGACUAAGAUGACCCGAGGAAACAAAAGAAAAUAAAUUUGUUUAAUACUUCAAAACAGGCCCCUCAAAAAGAUAAUGGACAAAUGAUGCACAGCGGACAUGUCAGGAUCUCACUUCUGCCAGCAUUUUCAGGUGAAACAAUUGCACAACAUGCUAGAUAAGUACGGUGACUAAAGCAAAACAAAAUAUUGUUAUAGUGCAUGCAGAAAAAAAUAAUCGCUAAGCUGCAGUGGUUUAUAGGGAAAGAUAAAAAAGUCAAUUUUGUAAUCAUUACUUUUUGCUUGGAAGGAAACAAGGUGAUGCAAAAAAUCACUUUAUAAUAGGCCUGGUAUGGUUCUUCAGUCUGAAGAGGUAUUAAUGUAAGCAACCCUCCCCACAAAUCUAUAUGGUGUAAAACUUUACAAGUCAGUGUCAGCCUGUGUGUAUAGUUAAAAAAAUAAAUAAAUAACUCAACUCUCCAAACUAUCGAUAGCAGAGAAGACUAUUGCCAUUUCUUGAGAAUAGCUACUCAAGCCAAUAUUGAUAUUUAUUUAACUGAUAAGUUCACAGGAAUAAAAUACCAAAGGAGACUCCUAUCUCCAGUGUAACAGCAUUCUACAAAGGGGCAAUGGUUACUUGUAGCAUGCAAGGGGGUGCUCCAUGCAAGCAGUGUAGUUACUAGUUAUAGUGUUUGAAGCAUCACCAUUAGCACUAAUAAAAGUUCUCUCAUCUUCCACACAAAUGAUGUGAUACUGGAUGAUGCAUAUAUAUUAGUUAGAAGGCAUGUUCAAUGCAACCAUCUACAACACCCAAGGCAGAUUUAAUGAGAUCCUUUGGGAAAUACAGUGAACAAAGUAGAAGACUGCAAGAAAGUAAAGCCUGCUUACUACCAGUACUCAAAAAUGACCAAAUACUUGCACAAUCCUUCAUUGUGUGACUGAAAUCAGCUUGGCAUUUUAGUCAUGUUCUGGGAAGGCCAAGAAAACAAAAAAUGACAAACAUGGAAGCCUGAUAUAUAUUAUACCAGUGCUGAAAGUUAAUGGUCUUAACUAAGUCUUAUGAGUGGGAAUAUCACCCCAGUGCAUGUUCCCUAUAUCUUAGUAAGUAAUCAUAGGGUAUAGCAUGUUCUUGUUAUCAAAGAAUAGAUAUAGGUUUCAUGUAUGGGUUUUGUAGGCACACAGAAAAAUGAUACAAGAUUGGUGAGCCCUAGACCUACAUAAUCAAAAUGAGUAUGCACAUCUACUGCAGCAUUCAGAUUCAUCAGCAGCUGAUACCAUUUAAAGCAUGUAAUGUUUGCUAAAAUAGCAUGCCAGGCUUUUAGCCUCCAACACUAGGCACCCCCUUGACAAAACACUAGUCCCAAUUAUUGCAUAUGACAUUUUUUCCAAAUCUUAGAAAUGCUGUUGAGUCAUAUCCAUUAUGUAGAUGGCCUUUACUUUACCCCACUGUACUAAGAUCACAAUACAUGCAGAGCAGUGUGCAUCCAGGUAUUGUAUUGCAUGCCUAAGGAUUUAGGGCAUGCAGUCAAAUGGCCUAAAGUGCACUUAUAAGGAGUUAAGGCUUUUACAUAGGAGAAGAGCUAAGCAUUGUCAGGCCUGUCAUCAACAAAAACAGUUAUCUGUAUAGUGUUUGUUGGGGGGAUUAAUUACCAAUAGACAGCCAGCUCAACCAUGGUACAGAAUGUAUCUGGGUCAUCCUGUUGUUUAGCCUGUAUUCCCAUGGUUCCACAUUUUAGGAGUGCUAAAAGUAUUUAAAAAUUAUUUAAAUCAGAUUCACUCACCCUUGAGAAUCAUUACAACUGUUGAAAAAUGUUAUUGUUAUUAUCCACUAUGUACUCUCAUGUCUGUUACAUAAAUAUAUACUCUUUAAAGCAAAUCUUUCAGUAAACAGCAGUUGUAUACCAAAACUCUCCUAUUCUUUCAAUCUAAGGAACUAAUCUUAAUUGCUGUCUGGCAACAUCCAACUAUAUGAAUGGUAAGUGAAAAGGACUAGGCUGCGGAACAACAAAAUCAUCUAACACAAUUAUCAAAUGCAUAAAAUAAGAAACAAGACUGAGGAUAUGACUUGGUAGACAAUUUUG